Molecule: messenger RNA, 6371 nt
Organism: Salvelinus fontinalis (brook trout)
Lineage: Eukaryota; Metazoa; Chordata; Actinopteri; Salmoniformes; Salmonidae
Product: NACHT, LRR and PYD domains-containing protein 12-like
Biological process (GO): regulation of apoptotic process
Molecular function (GO): protein binding
Source: RefSeq, a predicted model, not a curated record
CUCCACCUCAUGUCCCAACACAGGUAGUCCAUGUUUAAGGACCAAGAGGAAGAAAUGGACUUUACGGGUAGAAGACUAAAACAGCAGAGCUGAGUGAGCUGUGACUUACAUCUAAUAUGAGUCUCUCUGGGGAGAGAGAGGAGGAGACCACUGACUCUAAAAUGUGUCUCUCUGGGGAGAGAGAGGAGGGGACCAGUGCCUCUAAAAUGAGUGUCUCUGGGGAGAGAGAGGAGGGGACUACUGCUUCUAAAAGGAGUCUCUCUGGGGAGAGAGAGGAGGGGACCACCGCCUCUAAAAUUAGCCUCUCUGGGGAGAGAGGGGAGGAGACCACUGCCUCUAAAAUGAGUCUCUCUGGGGAGAGAGAGGAGGGGACCACUGCCUCUAAAAUGACUCAAGACACCAGUUCUAAGAGUGUCCAGAAGCCCAGAGCAGAGUCACCUACAACCAGCCUGCUAUCAAUGAAGAGUGAUCAGCCACCUGAUUUCAGCCAGGAACCAUUACCAGAUGACAAUAAGGAAGUGGACAGUUUGGACAGUGAGGAUGCAUUAAAGAUCACACACAACCUUCUGGACAGAAUAAGUCAAACUCUGCUGACAGUCCAACAAGACAUUAAGGCUAAACUGAAACACAAGUAUCAACACAUAUCUGAAGGAAUUGGACACAAUGGAAACCAAAGUCUGUUCAAGGACAUCUACACAGAGCUCUACAUCACAGAGGGUGGAAGUGGAGGGCUCAAUAAUGAACAUGAGGUUAGACAGAUAGAGAUGGCAUCCAAGAAACAAACCACACAAGAGACAUCAAUCAAAUGCAACGACAUCUUCAAGCCUUUACCUGGACAAGAAAAACCUAUCAGAACUGUGCUGACCAAAGGAAUCGCUGGCAUUGGAAAAACAGUCUCUGUGCAGAAGGUCAUCCUUGACUGGGCCGAGGGAAAAGCAAAUCAGGACGUUCAUUUCAUGUUUCCUCUUCCUUUCCGUGAUCUGAACCUGAAAAAGGACCAAUGCAGUCUGAUGCAACUUCUUUCCCACUACUUCCCAGAGCUGAAAGAGAUUGACAGCAUUGAAGAUGGUGAAACCAAAACUGUUUUCAUUUUUGAUGGUCUGGAUGAGUGUCGACUUCCUCUAGACUUCAAAAACAAUGAGAAGUGCUGUGAUGUCACGAAGCCAACCUCAGUGGACGUGCUGCUGACAAACCUCAUCGAGGGGAAUCUGCUUCCCUCUGCUCUCAUCUGGAUAACCUCAAGGCCUGCAGCAGCCAAUCAGAUCCCUCCUGAGUGUGUUGACCAGGUGACAGAGGUACGAGGGUUCAAUGAUCCACAGAAGGAGGAGUAUUUCAGGAAGAAGAUCACAGAUCAGAAUCUGGCCAGUGAAAUCAUCAAACACAUGAAGACAUCAAGGAGCCUCCACAUCAUGUGCCACAUGCCAGUCUUCUGUUGGAUAUCAGCCACGGUCCUUGAGAUGAUCCUGAAAGAGACAGAGAAGGAUGAAAUUCCCAAAACUCUGACCCAGAUGUACUCACACUUCAUGCUCAUCCAAAUCAUUGUGAAGAACAGGAAGUACAACAAAGCCACAGAGACAAACCCAAGGGAACUGUCUCAGUCAGACAAAGAGAUGAUCCUGAAACUGGCAAAGCUGGCUUUCCAACAGCUGCAGAAGGGCAACUUGAUCUUCUAUGAGGAGGACCUGAGAGAGUGUGGCCUUGAUGUCACAGAGGCAUCAGAGUACUCAGCAUUGUGUACAGAGAUCUUUAAAGAGGAUUCUGGGCUGUACCAAGAAAAGGUCUACAGCUUUGUGCAUCUGAGCAUUCAGGAGUUUCUAGCAGCAGUGCAUGCUUUAGAAUCAUGUCUGGACAAGAAGGAAAAUGUUUUCUCCCCCACUAGUGAUGAUGAAGAGAAGGAGUCAAUCCAGUUGUCUGACUUACACAGGAGCGCAGUGGACCAGGCCUUGAAGAGUGAGAAUGGACACCUGGACCUGUUCCUCCGCUUCCUUCUGGGUCUCUCACUGGAGUCCAAUCAGAAUCUGUUAAGAGGCCUUCUGACACAGACAGGAAGUACAACACAGAGCAAUGAGGAAACAGUCAGGUACCUUUCAUACAAGAUCAAGGAGGAAUCCUCACCAGAAAGGAUCAUCAACUUGUUCCACUGUCUGAAUGAACUUGGUGCCAACUCUCUAGUUGAAGACAUGCAGACCUCCCUGCAUUCAGGAACUCUUUCAGAAACAGAGCUUAAACCUGACCAAUGUUCAGCCCUGGCCUACCUGUUACUGAUGUCAGAGGAGGUGCUGGAGGAGUUUGACCUGAAGACAUACAGCACAAUAGAGGAAGGUUAUCAGAGGUUAAUGCCGGUAGUGAAAUUCUGCAAGAGAGCACUACUGGUUGACUGUGAACUCACAUAUAAAUCCUGUGAGACUCUGGCCUCAGCUCUGCAGACACCAAACUCUCCCCUGAGAGAACUGGACCUCAGCUACAAUGACCUGGAAGACAGAGGAGUGGAGCUGCUCUGUGAUGGACUAACCAGUCCACUCUGCAACAUACAGACACUAGUGCUAGCUGAAUGUGAACUCACACAUGAAUCCUGUGAGACUCUGACCUCAGCUCUGCAGACACCAAACUCCCCCCUGAGAGAACUGGACCUCAGCAACAAUGACCUGGGAGACAGAGGAGUGGAGCUGCUCUGUGUUGGACUAACCAGGCCACUCCGCAACAUACAGACACUAGUUCUGGGUCAGUGUGGUCUGACAGAGGGUUGCUGUUCAGAUCUGGCCUCUGUCCUGAGUUCACCCAACUCACAACUGAAACAACUGGAGCUGAGAGACAAUGACCUGCAGGACUCAGGAGUUACACUGCUGUCUGCUGGACUGGAGGAUCCAGACUGUAAACUACACACACUGGUAAGUACAGCUGUUUCAGUCAGGUCAGUACUGAGCUGAGUUACACUGCUGUCUGCUGGACUGGAGGAUCCAGACUGUAAACUACACACACUGGGGCUGUCUGGCUGUCUGGUCACAGAGGAGGGCUGUGCUGCUCUGUCUUCAGCUCUGAGGUCAAACCCCUCCCACCUGAAAGAGCUGGACCUGAGCUACAAUCACCCAGGAGACACUGCAGGGGGACUGCUGUCAGCUGCUCUGGUGGAUCCCACAUAUAAACUGAUGAAGCUGAAUGUGGAUCAUGGUGGAGAGUGCAGGCUGAAAUCAGGGCCGAGGAAAUAUGUCUGUCAUCUAACCCUGGACCCAAAUACAGCACACCCAAACCUGAUACUGUCUGAGGGGAACAGGAAGGUGACAUUGGUGGAAGAGAAUCAGCAUUAUGAAGACCAUCCAGACAGAUUUGACUGUAGUCCCGAAGUUCAAUACCCUUCAAUACCCUUUAAAUGUCGUUACCAAGUUCUCUGCAGAGAAGGCUUAUCUGGGUGUCAUUAUUACUGGGAGGUGGAGAGGGAUGGUGACGAGGCUGUCAUUGGUGUGGCGUCCAAAGGAAUGAAGAGGAAGGAAUGGUCCUGCUGGUUACUCUGCUCUAAAGAUGGUUAUGUCUUUAACCAUGCUGGAUGCAGCACAUAUAUCUCUGAUCCUGGUUCUAACAGAGUUGGAGUGUAUCUGGACUGGCCAGCUGGUAUUUUGUCCUUCUAUAGUGUGUCCUCCUCUGGUACACUGACACACCUUGAUUCAGAACACGCCAGAUUCACUGAACCCCUCUAUCCUGUGUUUGGGGUUUACUCCUCCUCCUCAGUGACCCUGUGUCAGAUAGAUGACCAACACAUUCAGAGCAGAGACCAUGGUGGAGAGAGUUGGAUCAAGCCUGGACCUGAGAAAUGGAUUCCUCAGAGCUGUAAGACUUGUGACCAUGUUGAGGACUCCACCCACUGGCUUCAGAUUGAACCCUUGACUUCCACUGUCCAGGGAGUGACAAUGUUCGGGCACAGGACACCCAAAGGCAGUUAUGAGUGCACAGUGUCUGGGAUCCGCUGGCUGUGUGAGAGAGAUGUCAUUCUGAAGUAUCACUUCAGGAACUGGGAAGCGUACAGUCACCUUCUGAAAGACAUGCAGUACACACAAGGUGGUCCAUUGCUGGACAUCACUAUGGAGUUAGGUGAACUGGAGGAAGUUCAUCUGCCACACUGUGUCUGUUUAGGGACCAACCCUUCCCUGAGGAAUGAGAUGAAGAUUCUUCAUGUAGAGGAACAUGGAGUGUCUUUAGAGGAAGUGCAUGAGGUCACCAGAUUCCAUGCUAAGAUUCUCCAUCCCAAGUUCUCAGCUAUCUCUGUUAUACUGAGCUAUAUCCUUUCUUGGAACGUAGAUGUCCACUGUGAGCUGAUGCUCUAUCUGACAGUGAUGAAGGAAACACUAAUUCCACGCCUAUACCUGUUCCCCAGUAACCCCGGCCAAAUACAGGCUGUAGAACAACAGGAAUCCAAGUUUCAAGGGUCUAAAAGGUUUCCCAACACAAGACCAGAGCAGUCCUUCAAACUGAAUAGUUCCUUCAGACUGAACAUUCCCUGUUCUACCUCCAUCAAUCCACCGAGGAUUGAUCUCAUACAUAGAGACACCACACCAAGCUUUUUCAAGGCAGUUGUGAAAAUGACAGGGAAUGACAUUGAGAUGGAGUUAUUCAGUGAUGAUGAGAGGACAGUAUGGACAGAAAUAGUAUCACGAGAUGAAUACUACCAGAACCAAGCAUUAACAGUCCCUGGGAUUCCUGCUGAGGAGUUUCUGAAGAAACACAGGGCUAAACUCAUUCAGGGAGUCAAAAACCCAAUGCCAAUAGCAGAUGAUCUGUCAUCAAAGGGCAUGAUUGGUGAUGAAGAGUACUCCAGAAUAACAGCUGAAACAACUGAACAGGAGCGAAUGAGAGAACUACUGAAUGCAGUCCUCCCUAAAGGACCAGAAGUGAUGGGAGCUUGUCUCAAAGCUCUCAGUGAACAUGAACACCAUCUUGUUAAGUACUUGAGUGAAUCUAGCGCCUAAUCUGAAGAUGCUGAGGCCUGUCUCCUAGUCUGUGGACAAAGACACUUCUUCACCUAAUCUGAAGAUGCUGAGGCCUGUCUCCUAGUCUGUGGACAAAGACACUUCUCCACCUAAUCUGAAGAUGCUGAGGCCAGUCUCCUAGUCUGUGGACAAAGACACUUCUCCACCUAAUCUGAAGAUGCUGAGGCCUGUCUCCUAGUCUGUGGACAAAGACACUUAAAUUAUUGUUAGUGAAAUUAUGUUUGCUUUUCUUUUACAAAUGUCUGUAUUUUAUUCAUGUGCUGUUCUAUAAACCAAUUUGUGUGUUCAUCAAGUGUCUGACUGUACAAAUCCUCACUAUCAGUAGCUGUAAUUUGGCAGCAAGCCCAGAUGAUGUUUUGAGAACGAGAUAUCUCAGUUUCGAGGUCUCAUCUUAGAGAGAAGAAGACUGGUGAGGUGUUGGUCUGUCAAAUGCUAUGAACCAGUAUUGCGGCUAGCUAGUUUCGAGGAUCCAGAUGAAAAUGUUCAGAGUUUGCGGUAGGAAUCCGGGGAUAUGGAGAGAAAAAUAGGUACUUUAUGCUCUGGUUUGAGUCACGUUCUACGAACUGGAGAGAGCUUUCCGAGCUAAAGGUUAGCUGAUGACCGCUAGCAGUGGUUUGCUGACUGAUAGCUGGUAGCUGGCUAGCUUCAGUUGAGGGAUUCCAGAUCCGAAGUAAGUAGAAAUACUUUAGAAAAAAAAACAGAUCCACGCCACAUUGGGUGAGGCUGGUUGCAGGAGAGUAUUUAGAAGUUGAGGUUUAAGAAAAUAUUUUUUAAAGAAUUUGAACAAAAAUAUAUAUAGAAGGGACACGACAGGACAAAGACGUCUGACUGCUACGCCAUCUUGGAUUUAUGUUGGAUCAUUCUGUUGGAUAUCUUGGAUAAUGUUUGGUUAUUUGUAUUACUGCUGUUACCAUGGCAAUUAUCUAGUAAUAAUUACUUUUAAUGCUGUUAACAAAGGUCAAUGCUAUAUUAUUAUUUGUGCUAUAAAGAAUAUUGACUUCAUUGCGUUUUUCAUAUUGUUAAGCAACAUUCUAAGUCUGCUAACAUUUCCUCAUAAAAUGUUACACAUUUCAACCAUUUGUAUUAUUUUUCAUCAUCAUCACUGCGGGACUUUUAUUUUGAAGGAAAAUCACAGAGAUCACAACCUUAUUCUUGCUAGGUCUUCUUACUGGCAGAACGGAGGUGAAGCGAAGCAGCGGCACCAUUGAGCUAUAAUAAGAGACCCUUUCCUCUACUUCCUUAUUAAUGGACUUCCUGUUUCAACACAGUGGGCGGAUUCAACACCUAUAGGUUUAUUGGUUGAUAUUUAUGUCAUGUAAAGUCUUCAUACACUUAAUACCAGUAUUCACCCUAUAAAUUAAGAUUCUAACUAAUAAAAGUGCAGUUACAUUU